AUGGCUUUGGAUUUCUCGCAGUAUGGUGGACCCUCCGAGGAGUGGCUGGCAGUGGAAAAGACAUUGCCCGCGCGAACCUACGACGUUACAAUGGAUCCGCAUGUGCUCAAAGAAGCUGUCAAUGCUGAAAGAGAAAGUCGAGCCGCAGAGGUGAUGCCGCUGUUAGCACCACAUGUUCAGGUCAAAGACUAUACCAUCCCAACUCGCGAUGGCUCAACUAUCGAAGCUAGAUCGUAUAGGUCAGUCAAGACAGACACGUCAGAAAGGCUUCCCGUGUAUCUCUACUUCCACGGCGGAGGCUUCAUAUUUGGCACACUCAGCAGCGAGGAUCCUCUAUGUGCGCAAACUGCCAUUAAGACAGGGGCAAUAGUGCUGAACGUCAACUACCGCCAUACGCCAGAACACACCUUCCCAACUGCUUGGUACGAUUCUCAAGAUGCAUUCGCUUGGCUGCACAAGAACAUAGACGAAAUUGGGGGAGAUCCAUCCAAAGUCGUCACGGGUGGCAUUUCAGCAGGUGGCACAUUAGCAGCAUCCCUCACACUCGAGCAACAUCUUGGAAAAAGUGAAGUGAUUGCAGGUCUGCCCACUCUAGCUGGACAAAUCUUGAUCAUCCCCAUGGUUGCCCACCCAGCCACAUACGACCAAGGGCCCGGCAAGCUGCUCAAAACCUCGUCUUAUGUCGAGAACGAAAACGCACCCAUAUUGCCGAAGAAGACUGUCGACUUCUUCACAAAGCUGCUGGACACUGCUAAGGAUGCUUCACCAGAUUUGAAAGACACUAAGUUCAACAUGGUCAACGCGGCAGCAGAGGAAGUCAAAGGUUUGCCUCCUACAGUUUUUGGUAUCGCGGGCUUGGACCCGCUUCGCGACGAAGCUUUGCUUUAUGCGAAGCUACUUUCAGAGGCAAAUGUGCCGACAGACAUUACAGUAUUCAAGGGCGUUCCGCAUGGUCACAGGCGAUUUGGCAAGGCACUAAAGGCGUCUGAACACUGGGAUGAGUGUGUCGACGGAGGCAUACUUUGGGUACUUUCUAAGCCGAAUGCCACUGGGAAGUUUGACGUGAAACUUCCGUAA
This is a messenger RNA of Alternaria burnsii, 1077 nucleotides long. Its product is annotated as alpha beta-hydrolase. Lineage: Eukaryota; Fungi; Ascomycota; Dothideomycetes; Pleosporales; Pleosporaceae. The transcript has 2 exons. Gene Ontology annotation, molecular function: hydrolase activity. Bases 1 to 1077 code for a protein of 358 amino acids. The record is from RefSeq and is a predicted model, not a curated record.